AAUAUUUUACAUAUGUUAAUAAAAAGGAGAUAAAGUAUUCGGUAUUUUGCAAGGAUAAUGAUUGUUGAAGAUUUUGUUGCUUUGAGCACCGAUUCGGUGUGCAGAGUGAGGAGAAAUAAUUCCCCGAAGUAGAGAGGAGAAGACUUCUUAAAGGUGGGGUUGUUGUGAAAGUUUGAAAAGAUAGAGAAGAUAUAAUGGUUAGAAAUCUUAACAUAGAGAAGAUAUAAUGGUUAGAAAUCGUAAUAGAAAAUAAUUGAGAAGAUAUCUUUAGGUUUAGGAUAUAUCUAGGGUUUUAAAAUAAAAUCUGUUUGGGGAAAAACCUUUCAUAAAACUUACACGGGAGCGGUGAGUGAGGAAGAGGCAAACCUAAGGCCGUAUCUGCAUCAACGGUGAUCAUCUGUGAAGGGGUGAAGGAACUUGUCAUUUCUUGCGUCAAGAACCGUGAGAAUGGAGAAGAACUUCUGGAAACCCAGAGUUCACAAGCCAGGAAAAGUGGAAGAGGUGGAAAUGGCAACGCAGACAAGAAUACCAUCUUCUUCUCAAGAUCCAAAUUCAAAUCGUGACAAGAUUCCAAAGAUUAGUAGUCCGACGAGCACCACCCCGCAGGGCCGGAAGAAACUUCCAUCGAGCCUGCAAAAACUAAAUAAUGUCGAGGAUAAGAGAGUUGAAACCCUAGAGAAGGAGCUCGACGCCUUGUUCCGCAAUUAUAAGAAAGCCAUGGCUGAAAAAGUCUACGUCGAACUGAGCCAGUGCGGUGGUUCACGAAACGCCGUCAUAGCGGUUCUGCUGGAGGAGAGUGACCUUCCGCUGUCGAAGCUUGUUGAAGAGAUCCACGACAGAUUGAACGAGAAGGUCGGUAGCGGUGCAAUCGUGCUGGCGGAGCCGGAGCCAGUGACCUAUGCCACUGUAAAGACUAUUGUAUUGCUUGAGGGACAUAGAGUGACUUAUGGAUUGCCUAAUGCCGAUGCUAAUGUAUCAGAGGACUACACCGAGUCGUGUCUUUGGUGUUGGGAGACGAAGAAUUUAGAAUUGUUGCCGCAAUCUGUCCGAGGACAGGUUGGUGUUCGACGCAUGUGCCGGAGGAGGAUCCAUGAUAGGAUUAUAGCGGUCUCUGAAACCAUAGAAGCUCUGAAAAGGGUAAGGAAGGUCUCGACCAACCUCAGUAGAACUAUUCCUGAGGCAGAUAUCCGCUCUUUAGUAGAUAGUUGGAGAAGCAACCAUGCACAAGGAAAACGUGAACAAAUGGAGAAUAUGGAAUCAACAUUUCGAAAAAAGCAGAAAGUGAAUAACGAUUUGAUAUAUGAUAUUCUUGUAAAAAUCUUUUUAUCCCUCAACGUUGUGGAUGUUGCAGUUGCCUCCCUAGUUUGCAAAUCUUGGAAUAAUGCUUGUCGGGACCCAUCUCUAUGGAACAAGAUUGAUCUCUCCAGACUCCGUUCUUACUGCUUCAACAUACCAUUCAAUAAAGUUGGAGCUUACAGACACUCAAGUUUGCAGAUGACUCAAUUCUUGAAACAUCUUCUUGAUCUGAGUAAUGGAAAUACCACCUACAUUAUAUUCAAUUUUUAUGUUUACCUAACCAAUGAACAGUUCAUCAUGGUGGCACAAAGGACCCCAAACCUGAAACGAGUUGUUCUACCAAAGACGGGUGAUUUCUUAAGAGCAGGAGUGGACACCGUACUGAGCUUAUGGAGAGGUCUUGAAUCCAUUACCACUACUUCUGCUGUGUCCAAUUAUUACAUGAUCCUAGCUAUUGGAAAACACUACAACAACAUCACCGUGCUGAAAUUUUCUGAUGGCAACUUUGAAGAAAAGCAUGCUUUGGCCAUGACUAAAUACACCCCGAAGUUGAAGAUAUUGAGCAUUCGGCAUUUAAUAAUUAGCUGGAAGGCAUUGUUGUGUGUGCUGAAUUUCUUGGAAGAUUUGGAGAAGGUGAACAUAUGCAACAGUUUGAUUCUGGACACAGCAUAUCCUCGAGCAUUUGUAGAGAUGAGUGAGCUAAAGGACCUUUUGCCAACAUCGAGUAUGGAAAAGCUUAUAUAUUGUGAAACAGGAACGUGCUUGAGGUGCAUGAAUGGUAGAGACACUACUCGAAGCAGACAACCAGAUGGACCCCUUGAAGAUAUAUGGGGAGAGGAUGAAAUAGCAUCUCUUGUACAUUUGCCUCAACCUUCUGAGGCUGAAAGGUUUGCUACCAGACAUGUAAGAGUGCUACCUUCAUGAAAAGACUGAUUUACAACUCAAGUUGGUGAAGAGUAGCUACAUGAUCAUAUAUAGUUAAUUAUCUAAGUUACUAGUAAACAAAGACAUUUUUCUAUAUUUAAGUGUUUUUGGAUUGCAUGUGUCAACAUAUUUCAAUGUUUUCGAUCUUGCUUGU
Messenger RNA from Vigna angularis (adzuki bean), 2374 nucleotides. RefSeq lists its product as uncharacterized. Gene Ontology annotation, molecular function: protein binding. Bases 448 to 2220 code for a protein of 590 amino acids. Lineage: Eukaryota; Viridiplantae; Streptophyta; Magnoliopsida; Fabales; Fabaceae. The transcript is spliced from 6 exons. The record is from RefSeq and is a predicted model, not a curated record.